Nerophis ophidion (straightnose pipefish) is the source of this 1027-nucleotide messenger RNA. It is a transcript of the gene myl1, whose product is annotated as myosin, light chain 1, alkali; skeletal, fast. Gene Ontology annotation, molecular function: calcium ion binding. The transcript is spliced from 6 exons. The record is from RefSeq and is a predicted model, not a curated record. Bases 98 to 697 code for a protein of 199 amino acids. Gene Ontology annotation, cellular component: myosin II complex; contractile muscle fiber. NCBI's taxonomy places the organism in Eukaryota, Metazoa, Chordata, Actinopteri, Syngnathiformes, Syngnathidae.
CUGUGCGCUCUGAGUCUGCUCCACGUCGUGUUGUCACCCCGUCCGGGACUUUUUCUGUCUUUCAAGAACACGCUCGUUUGACUUCAGCGCUAAAAAAAUGGCACCAAAGAAGGACGUUAAGGCUCCCGUCAAGAAGGCCGAACCGGCGGCGGCUCCCGCCAAGAAGGCCGAACCAGCGGCGGCGCCCGCACCCGCACCCGCAGCCGCACCUGCUGCCAAAGCCGUGGACCUGUCCGCCGUCAAGAUUGAAUUCAGUGCCGACCAAAUUGAAGACUACAAGGAGGCCUUCGGUCUGUUCGACAGGGUCGGUGACAACAAGGUGGCCUACAACCAGAUCGCCGACAUCAUGCGUGCUCUGGGACAGAACCCCACCAACAAGGACGUCAGCAAGAUGCUGGGGAACCCCUCUGCUGAAGACAUGGCCAACAAGAGAGUGGUGUUCGAGGGCUUCCUGCCCAUGCUCCAGACCAUCAUCAACAGCCCCAACAAGGCCGGCUUUGAGGACUACGUUGAGGGUCUGCGCGUGUUCGACAAGGAGGGCAACGGCACAGUGAUGGGCGCUGAGCUGCGUAUUGUCCUGUCAACACUGGGGGAGAAGAUGAACGAGACUGAGAUUGACGCUCUUAUGGCGGGUCAGGAGGACGAGAACGGCUGCAUCAACUACGAGGCCUUUGUCAAGCACAUCAUGUCAGUCUGAGGGCGGCGAGCGUGGGGAAUGUGCAGACCCCAUGGUGUCGAGACAUUCACCCGCACCGCAGCAGCAGCGCAAACAAAGGACUAUGAGAUGUUAUUUCUGAAUCCUUCCAUUCUUUUGUUGGGUUUUUUUCCUCCUCGUCUCCGACUGGUGCUCUUUUAGGCUUCUCCAGAUGUGGGAGCCGCUCUACCCGUCCCCCUAAAAAAACCAAAAAAAAAACACCUGUGUCUGGAUCGGGGGUGUCACAUGUUUUCCGGAGGACUAAGCGGCCAUUCCUCCGUCUUAACUUACCCUUCUCUCCUCACAAUAAACUUUUCACGAGUUCCCAUUUUA